AUGACAGAAGAAUUUGAAAAUUUCAAUUCGAUACAACAAUCUUCACCGGUUCCAUUAUCUGUACAAGAUCUUCAACCUAAACAAUAUCGAUCACAAGCAAAUAAUACUAAAAAGAAAACUCCAUUACCAUCGCAAACAUCAAAACCUCCAAAAGAUGCUGUUAAAUUAAAACCUAUUGAAAUUCCUACUCAUUUUACAUGGGCAUUAAUUCUUACGAUAUUUUGUUUUUUUAUUAUUGGACCAUGUUGGGCACUUUAUAAGACAUUUAAAUUACGUCAAAUGAUUCAACGACAAGAAUUAGAUGCUGCUGAGCGUUUAUCAAAUAAAAUAACAUCUGUUCUUAUAGUUUCAACUAUACUUGGAAUUUUUGCAUGGGUUGUAUUUUUAUUUUGUUCGGUCGGUCUUUUAAUAACCGGAAAAUUAUUAGAUGCUAAAGUUGUAUAG
This is a messenger RNA of Rotaria sordida, 444 nucleotides long. NCBI's taxonomy places the organism in Eukaryota, Metazoa, Rotifera, Eurotatoria, Philodinida, Philodinidae. The record is from the annotation of a GenBank genome assembly.